Molecule: messenger RNA, 1795 nt
Organism: Stegodyphus dumicola
Lineage: Eukaryota; Metazoa; Arthropoda; Arachnida; Araneae; Eresidae
Product: lysosomal acid phosphatase-like
Biological process (GO): dephosphorylation
Molecular function (GO): phosphatase activity
Source: RefSeq, a predicted model, not a curated record
AAACAUACUAGUAAAUUCCAUAAUCAAUGAUCAAAAUUUAAUGCGACUGAAAAGAAAGCUAAAUUUAGUCUAUUUUUAUUUACGAUUAUUGGAAGUAUAUAAUACGCUGGUUUGUAAAUAAAUAAACAUUCUGGAAGGUUUUGCUAACAAAUGUUUAAAAAUCCCAUACUACGGUUUAUUUACUAAUCGCAUAAUAUCGAAGCGUUAAAAGGAUAAAGCUGAGAAGUUUGAAUUGCGCAGGUGUGUGAGUGUGAAGUUACGAAGUACACGAAUUCUUUCUUUCCAGUCCUUUCAUGCCGUAGUAGGUGGUCAUAAAACUUUUCUCGUUCACUGCAGCAGGUGGCCUUUUAAUUCACUCAGUGGUAGCCAUGUAUAAUGGGUUUUUCAAGAUGCUAUAUCUCUCACUUUCUUCAUUAAUAAAAAUUAGGCGAUAUAAAAUAAUUUUUAUUUUCUAUGUAAUUGUUUUGUUUGUAAGCAAGGACUUUCUACUUGAAGUUUUACGCAUUCGACAUGUAAAUCUACUAGAAAAUCUUCCACAGAUUACACCAUUACCGCAAAGGGAAUUGCUGCAGUUACAUGUGAUAUUCAAGCAUGGACACAGAGCUCCUUUUAGAAUUUACCCAAACGAUCCGAAUCCUCCCGAACUAUGGCCAGAUAGACUGGGAAUGUUAACAAAGCUUGGCAGACUGCAGAUAUAUGCAAUAGGUGACCAUUUGAGAAGAAGGUAUACAGAGUUUAUUUCAAGUAAUCCGAAUGAGAUCGAAGCUAUGAGUUCUGAUGCCGACCGCAGCCUGUAUAGCGCAUACUGUUUAUUGGCUGGAAUGUACCCACCGGAUGAAGAGUGGAGCAUUGGUGAGAAUAUCCCGUGGCAACCCAUCCAAGUCUCGUAUGUUCCAGAACCAGAAGACAUGUAUCUCCAGUCUAACCCGAAUUGUCCUUUGUACGAGACGUCAAAACAUGAACUCAUCCUUGAAUAUGAAAAACAUGAAGACCCUGGAAACAAGUUUUACUACGAGUUUUGGGCUGAUCACAGUGGAAGAAAAGUCAAAAGUUUUGAAAACGCAGGUGAUUUGUACAAAACGUUGUCUGUAGAGAAGGAUUAUAAUUAUACAAUUCCUGAGUGGGCAUUGUUAUAUUGGGAUAAAUUCAUUGAACUUACUGACAUGGCUUACUUCCUGCAUUUUCAAUCUAGACUACAACAAAGACUGAGAGCAGGCCCAAUUUUAAAUUUACUUCUAAAGCGCAUGAAGGAGAAAAUGGAAGGAAGAGACAGUUCCAAAAAGGUGUAUGUAUAUUCAGGACAUGGAAGUAAUAUAGCUGCUAUUCAGUGUGCUCUACAGAUGUAUGAUAUGAAACACGCGCCUCAUGCAGCGACCAUAGUAGCUGAACUGUAUAGAGAAAGGAGUGGAGAUGGUUCCAUUCGAUUUCUUUUCUUCAAUUCCUCUCAUCCCGAAACUGUUAUCGAAAAUCCAUAUAUAUUCCUGCUGCAAGGUUGUAGCGAAUUCUGUCCUCUGUGGUUCUAUGAAGAUUUCAUCCAAGAUCUGGUUCCUAAAGAUUGGAAAAAUGAAUGUGUGAACGAGUGGCAAGGGAUUUCAAAAGAAACCAUACCACCUCAGUUCGGUAAAUUCAUGUUUCAAGAAAAAUUAUCAUCAUCCGGAAGCAUAUCUGAGAGGUUGAGUCCAUAUUCUUUAGUCUUUAUUAUAUGUAUUAUUUAUGUAUUUUUAAUAUAAUUUUAAUAAUAUUUUUUCUGUACUUUAAUAUUGUAUAAUAAAAUGUAAAUAAUUUUUAAUUUUAA